This is a messenger RNA of Dufourea novaeangliae, 961 nucleotides long. RefSeq names its product ras-related protein M-Ras-like. Gene Ontology annotation, biological process: signal transduction. Gene Ontology annotation, cellular component: plasma membrane. The coding region runs from base 271 to 867 and encodes 198 amino acids. The record is from RefSeq and is a predicted model, not a curated record. NCBI's taxonomy places the organism in Eukaryota, Metazoa, Arthropoda, Insecta, Hymenoptera, Halictidae. Gene Ontology annotation, molecular function: GTP binding; GDP binding; GTPase activity. The transcript has 4 exons.
GCAAGACUAUCGUGUACGGCACUUGAGUUAGAGAAGAUUACACAAACAUACUUUCUACACAUAGAUACGAAUGUUGCCCACAGUGGCCCAGACUGACAGCUGGAAGAACGCGAAGCAGGAGUGGCAGAUCAUGUAAGGGCAUCUUGGUUAGACAGUGGAAGAUCGACGAUUUACGAGCAGACAUACUGCUAAGAAUACAUCAGAAGAGUUGACAGAAUAGGCAGAAGGAGGAAGAGCAGUGGGGGAGGGGGUGGGAGAACAAAAGGCGGUAUGACACGUCCUCCCAAUAAUGACAACCUUAUGACCUUCAAGUUGGUUGUAGUAGGAGAUGGAGGUGUUGGGAAAAGUGCUCUCACAAUACAGUUCUUUCAAAAGUUAUUUGUCACGGACUAUGAUCCUACCAUCGAGGACAGUUAUAUACAACAUACAGAGGUAGACAAACAAUGGUGCAUUCUAGAUGUGCUAGAUACAGCUGGUCAAGAAGAAUUCAGUGCCAUGCGUGAACAAUAUAUGCGCAAGGGUGAUGGGUUUCUGUUAGUGUAUUCCGUCACUGAUAAACAGUCCUACGAGAAUAUCAUGAAUUUUUAUACCCAAAUACUUAGGGUGAAGGAUAGAGAUGUAUAUCCCAUGCUUCUGGUAGCCAAUAAAGUCGACUUGGUGCAUUUGAGAAAGGUUACAGAGGAACAGGGAAGGGAGUUGGCACAUCGUUUGGGUAUACCUUACAUUGAAACCUCUGCCAAAGAUCCGCCAUUAAACGUGGACGCAGCAUUCCACGAGGUUGUUCGUAUUAUCAGAAAUCAACCUCCGGCCGAAUUGGAAAAAAAUCGGAGGAAACAGAGACGUUCGGGGAAAUGUAAUCUUUUGUAAACGGGAAAAAUAUCAAGGAUGUAUCGGGGGAUGCGCUACAACCACGCAUCCCUCGUCCCCGAGGGAUCACUUUCAUUCGGGAAAGUGAAACACA